AGAGUCAGUGUAUGACCUGCUCCCUAAAGAGCUGCAGUUGCCCUCAGUCGUACAGCAGGACAACCCCACCAUGAGCCAGAAGAGCGGUGGAGAGGCCGGACCUCCCCCUCCGGCUGCCCUGGCCUCAGGAAGCUGAGGGAUCUUUAAGUGAAGCAGCCCAGACAAAUAUCAGUGUUUUUGCAGCAAUAAAUUUGAGGUAAAACAAUCAACCAAAAGCAAAUCCACCACCAAAUUAGGACAGUGAGAAAACCAAUUCUUGAUUCUGUACGAGAACUGGCCCAUUAAAUUUGUAAUCUUAAAAACCAGAUGUUUUUAUGAAUAUUAUGAUUUUGCUCAAAUGAUUCUGACCAAAAAUUUGCUGAUAUCUACAUUGGAUGACCAGCACUUAUUGUUUAUUCGCUGUCAUUUGUCGUUUUUAUUCCAGGGAGUUCCCUCUGAAUCAGGGAGAGUCUGCAUAUAAAAUGGUCUGCAGUUCUCUGCUUCGUAGAUGCUGCUGCCACUUGCGCCGCUGCCUCCUCCCCUGGAGGACUCAGCAGUACACUUCCUUCCUGUCCCAGCAUGCUCUCUGCUACUUCAGCCCAAGAGCAGGCUUCCAGGCUGCACGGCGGUCCCGCCGCAGAGGGGAUGCCGGAGCGAAUGGGUGUGGAGCCUGGAUCGGUGGUGGCUAUCAGUGCGGUAGACACUGUCGGAGCCACGCAGAGCCAGGCGACCCCCUCCAAGCGGCGGACCGUCCUGAGCAUCUCUCCACCUCCGGAGGACCUGCUGGAUGACAGUCGGAUGUCCUGCCAGGAUGAUCUGCUUCCCAACCAGGACUCGGAGCAGAGCGGCAGCAUGUGGAUGGACGACUCCGUGUCCAACUUCAGCAUGGGCAGCAGCAAUUCGUACAACGACAAUACUGAAGUGCCCAGAAAGUCUCGGAAGAGAACUCCUCGACAGCGGCCGGGGCCCAAGCCCGCGGCCCGGGACGAAGCCGGCAUGGACGUGUUCGACGCGGAUAGCGCUAAAGCGCCGCACUUUGUUCUUUCACAGCUGGGUUCGGACGCCAAAGUCACACCCAAAGUGAGCUCCCUGGAGGUGUCAAACAAUCAGAAGGGGGGGAUUCUUUCCAUUCAGUACCCGCAGAAGAGUGAAGGGAAGGAGCUGAAGAUUUUAGUUCAGCCGGAGACGCAGCACAGAGCACGAUACCUCACAGAGGGAAGUAGGGGAUCUGUCAAAGACCGUACCCAGCAAGGAUUUCCUACAAUCAAAUUAGAGGGAGUCAGUGAACCAGUGGUGCUCCAAGUAUUUGUGGCUAACGACGCUGGACGUGUGAAGCCUCAUGGGUUUUAUCAAGCCUGCAGAGUGACGGGGCGCAACACAACGGCCUGUAAGGAAGUGGAUAUCGAGGGGACCACAGUUAUUGAAGUAAACCUUGAGCCAACCAACUCUAUGACUCUAGCCGUGGACUGUGUUGGAAUAUUAAAGCUGAGGAAUGCUGAUGUUGAAGCUCGUAUAGGAGUUGCUGGCUCCAAAAAGAAGAGCACCCGAGCUCGUUUGGCCUUCAGAGUCAACAUCCCAAGAGCGGACGGAUCUGUCCUAACCCUCCAGGCCCUCUCCUCUCCUAUCUUAUGUACUCAACCAGCUGGAGUGCCUGAAAUACUUAAAAAGAGUCUUCACAGUUGCACUGUCGCAGGAGGAGAGGAAGUCUUUAUCAUCGGCAAGAACUUUCUCAAAGGAACCAAAGUUCUUUUUCAGGAAAAUUCUACAGAUGAGAGUGGCUGGCAGGCUGAAGCAGAAAUUGACAUGGAACUUUUUCAUCAGAAUCAUCUAGUGGUGAAGGUUCCCCCAUAUCACGACCAGACAUUGACCUCCCCAGUGUCCGUUGGGAUUGCUGUAGUGACAAAUGCAGGGAGAACACAUGAUCUACAGCCUUUUACCUACACUCCUCUAACAGAGAAAGUUGAAAUACCAGUGAAAUCAGAACUGCCAGCCACAGUCAAGGCUUGUACCUUUGAAGAGCAGAUAAAAGCAAUGCAAACUGAGACCAGUUGUCUAAACAAUGUCUUAAUGUUACCUAUGGUCAAACGAGAAGAACCUAUGGAAGUUUCUUGCAAUGCAGCACCUUCAGACAUUUUUAAGCCUGUAGAGGCCCUUAGUUCAACCCAACAAAUCUUGGAGAUAAGUACUGUCCUUCCCUCUGCCACCAAGUCUUUUCCAAGCCCUGUGGCUCUUCAAUCCGUCGACUCCCAACAGCCAUCAGCUCAAAUAUUUACGACUCAAGAAACAUUAUCCACCAUUCAGAAGCAGGACAUUCCAUCGCCUGCGUCGUUCCAAGUGUCCUUGUCGGAAGACACGACAGUUCUCCAGCCUGUUCCCCCUCAGGUCCCUCAACAGUUCUUGCGUGAAACCCCAGAAACUUUGUCUCCAGAAGACAGCAGUGCAGAUGGAAGUGGAAUGGUACUGGUGGGCAUAGACUCUCGGAAUCCUCCAUCCCAACGGCCACAGGUUCAGGCGCUUUUGCCCCAGGAUGGAGUUGCACAGCUAGAGAGAGCAGUAAGAGAGCUGCAAGCACAACAGCAGCUAAAUUCUGUACUUUAUAGCCCGACACCGUCUGCAGAGAGCCUUCAGCAACACGUCCAGGAAAACAUGAACAGUUUAAGGUUGGGUGGAAAUGAGACAACUCUAACAAACCAGCAACAGCAGCAGCAAGAGCAGAAUAUAUUGGAGAAUCUUCAGCAACAGCAACAGAAGGCACUUGUGGAUCUACAACAUCAACAGACAGUCCUUGAAAAUUUGCAGCAACAUCAGAAGGUCUUGGAAAACCUCCAGCAGCAGGCUCUUGGCAAUAUUCAGCAGCAGCAAACACACAAAGUUUUGGAGAAUCUACAGCAUCAACAGCAGCACCACCAGAAAGUCCUUGAGAAUAUUCAGCAACAAAGUUCUAUAGUUACUCUGCAGCAUCAAAAAGUUCUCGAUAAUCUUCAGCAGCAGCAACAGCAUCAACAACAUUUAGAAACUCUUCAGCAUCAGGAAGUAUUAGAGAACCUAAAGCAACAAUUGGAGUCAGAGCUCUUGCAGACACAGAUUCCAAUGCAGUGCACACCUAGCUUCGCUAGUGAACAGCAGAGCUCCACACAGACUAAUACUCUAUCGCAGCCCUCCGAAGGCUUCCUCCAGAACCCGCCCCAGCAGCAACUGCAGCAGCAGACUGCUCUUUUCCAACAGACAGGAGGUCUUAUGACCAUUCAGACAUCAAGUUUUCUGCAGCAGCCUCCAUCUCAACCCUCACCUCCUCAGCCACUUUUUCAGGGUCAUAACCCCUUGACUGAAACGCAAGACUCACAGACAGUACUCUUUGGAACCACAAAGCCACCACAAGUUCAAGCAACCUUAUUUCCUGGAACCAUGACAAUGCUAACAAGCACCAAUCUGCCCACAGAUCAGCAGGCUCCUUCUGCCAGCCUGUUUAUUGCGCAAAGUGUGCUGCCUAGCCAGCUAUCAUCUGAUAGUAACCAGAACCAGCAGCAGCAACAGAUAGCUUUCCUCACGCCCAUGCAGACAUCUGGAACAGAAGCUCAGACUGUCUCACUCUUCCAGGGACAAGCACAGUUGUCCACCCCAAUGGAACAACAACAGUCUCCUCAACAACAACAGAUGGCAACACCCCAACAGGCCCCUCUUUUUCCAAACAUUGCCACAAUAUCCCCAAAUCAAGCACAGCAGCAACCACAGACAGGCAUAUUGUUCUGUACCACAACCAUUAAUCCCCAUGAUCUGCCCCAGGCUCUGCUAUUCAGUGGCCAGAACCAAGCUCCACUAGGAAGUGACCGUCUCCCAGAGAAUAUCUUUCAGGAGCAGCAACCCAUGCAAGUUGUUCCAAGCUCUGAAAAUGUUACUGUGAACAACCCUUCAAACCAACCCACCGCCUCAGCAGCCCAGCCAACUCCGAAUCCAUCAAUUAUUUUUCCACAAGCCAGUGUUGCCCAACAAGACUCGGCAGAGCCAAUGUCUUUUCAAGACCAGAGCACCGUUGUGAGUGACUCGUCUGCCAGUAUGCCUUCAACACGGACAGAACUUUUUCAGGACCAGCAACCUAUGCAGGUUGUCCCCAGUGCCACCAGCGUAACCCCUGUCUCUCCUACGGACCAACCUUCUGUCAACAUUUUUUUGCCUCAGUCAGCAAUUUCAGCUCUGCAAGGUGGUGUAGGUGCUCAGGAGUUACCUCCAACUGCCACUGCGGCCACCAUCUUUAGUGGACAGAGUGGUGUGGCAGUGGGCGGUCUCCAGAACACCUCAUCUUCCGCCCCUCAGCAACCUCCCAGCCAACUCUUUCAGACAGCUAUUGGGGGAAAUCUCAGCCAACCUGGACAACCAGGACAAGCAGGCAUUUUUCUUUUUGAGAUUCCCAGUGAAUGUGGACCGCUAAUGAAUUCUCCUGGUCCGUCAUUGUCAGAUCAGCUUGUUACCAUGGGCCAUCCUGGAUCGGAUCAGUCCCAGCUUCAAACUAGUGCGCAGAUUCACCCCUUACUGGACCAGUCCAACAACCUCGAAGAUAAGAUAGACGAACUUCUGGAACGUUUUCAGGAGCAGGGAAAGACUCUCCCUAGGGAUUUCUUGGACCAUUAAAGAUAAGUAGUCAUAAACCUCAAUCCAGUAGACCACCGUCCACACUGCUUGUCGAUGUUUCUUUACAUCUCGUGUCUCGUGUAGGUAUUAUCUAAUCUUGGGGGGCGUCUCACUUGGGGGGUCUUCACUUGUAUCUAUGUUUCUGAAAGCUUGUAAUGUGUUGUUUUGGCGGGACUUGUUACGUAUGGAUCUCGCCACAGCUCCUUUUCUUGAUGGACAUAAAAGGGUCCACUUCAUUGAGGCCACUGUUUGGCAUGUCAACAUAUCAUGUGACCCAUUAAGCCAUUAAGUAUAUUGGCACUUUGCUACUUUGUAUUGUGUUCUCUUGACUUCCACUUGAAUCUUGUCCAUUUAUUGCCAUCAUUAAUCUGUUUUCCAGUAGAAACCAACCUAGUUCAACAUAAAUUCAAAAACUGUUGCCGUUGAGAUACUAAUACAUUGUGAAUGAAUUUGAAAUAUAUUUAGCACUUUAGGGAGCUUCUCCCUUUUAGCUUUGUAACCCAUAUGUGUCUACCUGGCUAUCAAAGCUUUUCAUGUUUUGAUAGUCGUAAUGCUUUUCUAAAAACGUGUUUGUGUUUCAUUACUCUUCAGUGUCUCUUUUCAGAUUCUAGCCUAUUUUAUGAGCCAUGUUUUUUAUGUGUUUGAACGUUUGACAUGUUCAUCUAAUCUCUCCAUUUUCACGUAACGUUUAAAGUCGAGAUGCUCUGUGUGUAAAUCACUCCUCCCCUUCCCCUCUCUUUUAGUUUUGUUUUAUUUAAUUUUAUUUAAACGAUCAAGAGGUCCAACUUGUAGACAUGAAUUCCUAUCAGGGAUGUGAAAAUGUGCAACAUUGCCGUUGAGAUAUGUGAACAGAUUGUAUUAUCAUCCACCAGAGCGUCUACAAUGUGUGUUCGUGUGCUCGGCAGAAAGACGUGGAGCACGUUUGUACUAUAUAAGAUGCAGCUACGUUCAACGAUUUCGAAUUAUAUGUGGUUCAUGGAGAUUUAUUCGAAUAAGCACAAGCUCGGGAAGCGGAUUUGUCGUGGUGGUGCGUUUAAGAGAUAGUUCAGCCGAAUAUGAAAAUCAAUAUUUACGCCAUUCCAAACUGGUGUGACCUUCUUUCAACUGUGGUGCUCAAAAAACAUUAAACUGAAGAUGUUUUUUGUCUUCGUGAGGAAUGCAUUGAGAGUUACCCUGGAAAUUCUGGAUGCGUUCCUCACGUCAGCAUCUGAAAACUUGGGAUAUUCUGCACUUUUAACAAGUUUUUUUUGACUUGGUCAUACAGAUUUUGAAUGGAAUGACACGAGCAGGAUAUUUAUUGCCGACGUGAACCGUCACAACUACGAGGGUGUUUUUUGGGCAGCUUAAAUGGAAGUUAGGUCCAUGUAUUUUCUUGAGGGUUUAAGAAGGGAUUGGUUUGUAUUCACCUCUGCAAGUUACAAUAAACCUCAUCUACGAUCAGAGUCGAGGCUCAGUUAAAACCAGAUAAAUUCCCAAGUUUUAAAACAAGCUAUGAUGAAGACUGCUUCAUACCAUCACUGCACGACAAUCUCAUCAUACACGUUUUUAAAACGAUCUUUCGGAAAACACGAAAGCUUGUAUCAGUCAUGCGUCCUAACUGGAAGAUUUCUCUACAAGCAAUGGUCAGAAUGAAAAAUAAAUGGGUUGAUGUUGACCGAAUGCUGCUGCAUUUUGUCAUAACUGAUACUAAUUGGUUGUUUACAUCAGUCUUGAUUUAAAAAAAAAAAAGCUGUUAAUUAUUCGUUAUAACUCAUUGUCGUUGUCACACCCUCGCUGAGGAGGUCUGUUGCUCUGAUAUUUGAUUAAAUCACAUUUAUUUGACAUUUGACUUGUUCGUAAACACAUGCAGUCUUUUAAAAACCAUUUUUAAGACAACAUCAAUGUACUCUAUUCUAAGAAGCAGCUUUUGCAUUGACAAUAUUCUCAUGCAAACUUAAUGUGAGGUAGUUCUAUUUAAAAUCUUCAUAAACAUCUUUGCUUUCAUAAGUCAGUUAUUUUUACAUCACCUUCUCUUGCCUUUGUAUUCUUUUAAGUAUGCUUUAUGUAAAAUUUGCAUAAUUACUAUUGUAAAUAGUAGAUUGGCUGUUUUAAGUGUGCUGUUCCUUUGUGAGGUAGCAGUUUGUUAAAAGCGUGCUCUCUUUGUAGUAAAAACAUAAUAUCUCACCUGCAAGUGAGGCGUACAUACAGUAUUUUUGUAAGACUGAAUUUCGAAAUGUACUAUGUACAUUUUAAACAUUUUAAAAGUGAAUUGUCCCUUCUGCAGUACUGUACUUCAUAUGUCAAUAUUCAGAGCGGUGGAAUGAUGGUUUUUGUCCCCCAUCACUGUGUUACAAAAUGGAGAUUGUUAUUUGUUUGGUAAGUGAAAUUCAAUUACAAAACAAUUACAAAAAGACUGGUUUUGGGUGUGGGUGAAUCUCACACAGACUAAUAGUGUUUUUUUUUUUUUUUUUUUUUUUCACAUUCCACCCCAAAAUUCUAAAGAAAAAAAUCUAAAUUGAGUUCUCGUUAUUGUAAGACGAAACGAUUCUUAAUUUAAAUCCUAAAUGGCUGUUACAGUUGUUUUGUUAAAUGACAGAUUUUUGAGAGGGAAAAACUUUUUUUGAUUUUGGGGUGAAAUAUGACUUGGAUAUUUCUUUGUGAGAUGCAUAGGCUAAUGUCCUGGAACUUUGUUCCACGCAAAGCCAUAAAAAAUUAAAAACUCUGAAAUCAGAGUGUAAGAAUGUGUGUGUUUUACCUCAUGCUGUAGGACAUAUAGAUUCACACUACAUCUAACCUAAGGACCAAUUAAGAAGAAAAAAAAAACGUUUUCUCAAAACAAGGCAGCAAAAUCAAUGUCUUUUGAUUAUUAAUCAUUUGUCCAUUGUGUUUUUUGGUACUGAUGCUCCAGCUUACGUCAAAAUCAUACUGUAUGUAUUAUGAACAAAAAUAUAUUUCUGCACAAAUCCGUCAUUAACGUUUAUUUCAUCAUAUUGUGCUUUUUGAUUGAAAGUACUUUGUGCCUUUGCAAGCCUUUCCUCUUACUUCUAAAGGACCUUUGUAUAUACUUAGAUGUUGGGAUUACUAGUUCUUAAUCCAGAAGUAAAAGACUACCGUUUUUUUGUUUGUUUGUUUGUUUUUAAUUGACAUCGGUCAAAUUGUCAUUAACCAGUCUGUCGGUGUAGUCUCAAAUACAUCUGAACAUUUAUAUCAUGAAACUGCUAUGCAGCCUCAACUCACUUAUUUUAUUUAAAAUGUCGUCAUUCUCAUCCACUGGUGGUUAGCCUCUUGAAAUUUGUACGAUCAAGGUGUAAGGUUAAAGAAGGUUAUUGAUCUCACUGAUAACUGAUUUUUUUUGUUUGUUUGUUUGGCCAGGUGUUUGAAGAGUUUUUGUUAGCGAAUGCUAAAUUAAAAAUGGUUUGAAGAGCGCUUAACCCAAUCACCAGCAGUUAUUUGUGCUUUUUUUUAAUUUGAUGUGAAAGGUGUAUUUUGAAUGCACUCUUUUUACACGUUUUGGAAUUUCGUUUGCUUUCGUUUGAUGUGAUUAACGUCCAAUGCUUUUAAAGUUGUCGCAGGACGGUGGUUCUCAACCCCCCUUUAUUAAUUAUGAGUAUUUUCAAAAACUGCAUAACAAGUAAUUAAAGAGAUGAUUUAAAAUUGGUAAUUUUUGUUCGCAGGAACAAAUUUCUAUAGGUUUCGGUGAAAAAUAGAGUUGUCAUUUUGGCACACUGCAUGUGUCAAUUUAUUUAUUGUUAACGUUUUUAUAACUUGCUUUAAAUAAAUCAUCUAUUUGCCCCUUUGGAAGUUUACUGUCGCCCCCUGGUGGCCCCUGGUUGAGAACCACUGUUACAGGGAUAACCGUUCACUCAUGAGUGUGUAAGAAUGACAUUCAGUAUCGUGAAGAAACGUGAACUAAUGACAUUUGACGUAAAUAAACGUAUUUUGCUUUAAUCAGUACAUUUGUAUACUCCUGCAGUUAUAUUUCUGUAAGAUGUGCUGCUAUAUGAAUAAAGAUAGAUAUGAAGUUC
Messenger RNA from Labeo rohita (rohu), 8609 nucleotides. RefSeq names its product nuclear factor of activated T cells 5a (gene nfat5a). Gene Ontology annotation, biological process: calcineurin-NFAT signaling cascade; regulation of transcription by RNA polymerase II; cytokine production. Lineage: Eukaryota; Metazoa; Chordata; Actinopteri; Cypriniformes; Cyprinidae. The coding region runs from base 559 to 4605 and encodes 1348 amino acids. The transcript is spliced from 13 exons. The record is from RefSeq and is a predicted model, not a curated record. Gene Ontology annotation, molecular function: transcription factor binding; DNA-binding transcription factor activity, RNA polymerase II-specific; RNA polymerase II cis-regulatory region sequence-specific DNA binding. Gene Ontology annotation, cellular component: transcription regulator complex.